AAUGCCAGGGAAAAAAUGGCGACCUUAGCCAAGCUUGCAGUGGCGUCAUGGAGGGAUGUUUCUGCCCAGAGGGGACGAUUCUGUACAGUUCAAACUCUGACACCUGUGUCUCCUCCUGUUGCACUGGACCUGAUGGACAACCUAAACAGCUUGGUGAUAGUUGGCAGAUUGGCUGUCAGCAGUGUGUUUGUGAUGAGGACACAAUGAGCGUUAAGUGUGAGCCUGUCGCAUGUCCCACUCAAAAACCAAUACGCUGUAAUGAGGAAGGUGAGGUAUUGGCGACGCGCACAGUGGACUGCUGUGAGAGACAGAUCUGUG
Plectropomus leopardus (leopard coralgrouper) is the source of this 318-nucleotide messenger RNA. The record is from RefSeq and is a predicted model, not a curated record. NCBI's taxonomy places the organism in Eukaryota, Metazoa, Chordata, Actinopteri, Perciformes, Serranidae.